GCCGAGGAUCCUGAGACAGCACGUGGAUCUCCCACAGCCUCUGCUCACAGCUACCAUGAAGGUCUCCGCCGCCGCCCUCGCUGUCAUCCUCGCCAUGGCUGCCCUCUGCGCUCCUGCAUCUGCCUCCCCAUAUGCCUCGGACACCACACCCUGCUGCUUUUCCUACCUCUCCCGCCCGCUGCCCCGCGCCCACCUCCGGGAAUAUUUCUACACCAGCAGCAAGUGCUCCAUGGCAGCAGUCGUCUUUAUCACCAGAAAGAAUCGCCAGGUGUGCGCCAACCCAGAGAAGCAAUGGGUGCAGGAGUACAUCAACGCUUUAGAGUUGAGCUAGGAUGAAGGACGCCUUGAACCUGAACUUGUGCAAACUUUGCUUCUUGCUCUUGUCCUAACCAGCUUGGGAGGUUUCCCCCCAGUGCCCUCCUCCCACCCACUCCUUGGAGGGCACAGAUUCCACCACCCGCAGCAGCUGCUGUAAAAGCCUCCCAGGGCUCCUGGGGCUCUGCCUUGUGCACAGGAGGUCUCUAGGCUCCGAGCUUCAGAGCCCUCGCCCGGCCACCGCUCUGCAGUCAGGAAGGAUGUCAGCACCUCUGGAGGCGAAGGAGGGAGGGAGACUGGGCUCCUGCGGUCAUGCCCCAUGACCAAAGCGCCCAUCUCAGCCCCUCACUGGGAAGGGCUGACUGGCAAAUGUAAGAAAUCAGAUUCUCAUUAAAAUUCUCAAUGCAAUUACAAA
Molecule: messenger RNA, 730 nt
Organism: Balaenoptera acutorostrata (minke whale)
Lineage: Eukaryota; Metazoa; Chordata; Mammalia; Artiodactyla; Balaenopteridae
Gene: CCL5
Product: C-C motif chemokine ligand 5
Exons: 3
Coding region: 56-331 (91 amino acids)
Biological process (GO): cellular response to tumor necrosis factor; chemokine-mediated signaling pathway; cellular response to interleukin-1
Cellular component (GO): extracellular region
Molecular function (GO): chemokine activity; CCR chemokine receptor binding
Source: RefSeq, a predicted model, not a curated record